CAAUUUUACUUGAUCGUCUCUUCUCAUUCGAUUCAAUCUCAAUACCUAUAAAAUCGAAAAUAAAGAGGAUUUUGUUUACUUUUGAAAUUCUACUUCAUUGAAUAGCUAGACUAGAUAGAACCAGAGUCCAAAAAGGAUAAGAACUUAACUCUACAAAUAAUCUGCUUUCUUUCAAACCGAUCAUUCUUCAGCACAACAAAAAAAAAAAAGGUUGCAGUAAUCAGACGGGAUGGCGAAGAGUUUAUUCAAGCAACAGCAUGGAUUUGAGAAGAGGAGCGUUGAGGCUGGCCAGAUUAGGGAAAAAUAUCCGGAUAAAAUUCCGGUGAUUGUUGAGAGGGCAGAGAAAAGUGACAUUCCAAACAUUGACAAGAAAAAGUUUCUCGUCCCUGCUGACCUCUCGGUAGGGCAAUUCGUGUAUGUGAUUCGCAAGAGGAUACAGUUGAGCGCGGAGAAAGCAAUCUUCAUAUUUGUUGAUAAUGUCCUCCCACCAACAGGAGCACUCAUGUCUGCUGUAUAUGACGAGAAGAAGGACGAAGAUGGUUUCCUCUAUGUCACCUACAGCGGGGAGAACACAUUCGGUGACAACACCAUGCUUUAGACCUCCAAUACUGCCACGGGAAAACUUUCUUUGCAGCUUUGCCAUUACUCAUCAAAACCAAGUUCACUUUUAUUGUUUGCUUUACAGAUAAUAGUUUUAGCUUCACUAUGUAUAGCAUUUAACUGUGUAUAGUUGCAGACAAGUUGACUAUAUUCCCAGAAUGUGGCAGAUUAUCUUAAUAAUUAUUUGGAUUCACCUUUGUUUAUUUCUCCUUGUUUCUUUUAAUAUAAUUAAUUUGAGAUUUCA
This is a messenger RNA of Ipomoea nil (Japanese morning glory), 844 nucleotides long. RefSeq names its product autophagy-related protein 8f-like. The record is from RefSeq and is a predicted model, not a curated record. The transcript has 6 exons. Bases 230 to 598 code for a protein of 122 amino acids. NCBI's taxonomy places the organism in Eukaryota, Viridiplantae, Streptophyta, Magnoliopsida, Solanales, Convolvulaceae. Gene Ontology annotation, biological process: cellular response to nitrogen starvation.